Molecule: messenger RNA, 2880 nt
Organism: Plasmodium relictum
Lineage: Eukaryota; Apicomplexa; Aconoidasida; Haemosporida; Plasmodiidae
Product: FAD-dependent monooxygenase, putative
Exons: 1
Coding region: 1-2880 (959 amino acids)
Molecular function (GO): FAD binding
Source: RefSeq, a predicted model, not a curated record
AUGAAGGUUAGAAAAACAUUUGCUUUAAUUAUUGGAGGUGGACCAACAGGUGUAACAACAGGUUUAUAUCUACAAAAAUAUAAAAUUCCUCAUAUAUUAAUUGAAAAAGAUAAAUAUAUAGAAAAAAUACCUAAAGCUCAUUAUUAUAAUAAUCAAACGAUGGAAGCUUGGAGAAGUAUUUCUCAUUUGGAUAAAUGCUUUUUAAAUGAAACAGAAAACUUAAAUUUAUGGAGAAAUUUUCAAUAUUGCACAAAUAUUAGAAAAGAUAAUUGUGUUGGUUAUUAUGAUAAUUUUAUUAAUAAAUAUACUUAUAAAAAUACAUAUUAUGAAGAUAUUAGUCCAAGUAAAGUUACCCAUCUAUCUCAAUAUAAAUUAUUAGGAAUAUUAUAUAGUUAUUAUUUCAAUAAAAUAAAAUGUGAUAAAAGGAAAAAAAAUGAAUUUUUAAAAAAUAUACAUUUGAAAUUAUCUACUCAUAGAUGUUUAAAAAAUAUUUUCAAAACAUGUGAAUUAGACGAAUCAGAAUAUGAUAAUGUAGUUGAUAAAGAAAAAGGAGAAGAAAAGUUUUAUAAUUUUCAUUCCUAUGACUAUUCAGAAUUAUUAAUAGGAUAUGAAUAUGUAAACUUUUUGAAUAUUAGAGAAUUAAUAGAUUUAUAUAAAUAUAACCGUGUAGAAUACAAUAAAAACGAAUAUAAGAAUAUAAAUGAUAUUGAAAAUGAAAUUUAUAUGAACAAUUAUGAUUGUAAUAAUGAUAUGCAUAAUUUAGAAAAACAUAUGAAUCCUCCAAAUUACAUAAUAACAAAAAUUAAAAAUUUAAAUAAUAAUAAAGAAGAAAUUGUUCUAAGUAAUUAUGUUUUUGUUUCAGAAGGAGGAAAAAGUAAAAUAAAAAAGAGUCUAAGUAUUAAUGAUGAAAACAAAGAGGAAUAUAUGAAAUUUGUAAAUAUACAUUUUAGUUCAAAGUAUUUAAGUAAUUUAAUAAAAUAUAAUCCUUCUAUGUUAUAUUUUAUAUUUAAUGAAUAUAUUGGUGUAUUAGUUUGCCAUAAUUAUAGAAAGGGAGAAGUUGUUCUUCAUAUUCCUUAUAUAACAGAGAAAGAAAAAGAAGUUUACUGCGAUAAAAGCAAUUGCAUACAAAUUAUAAAUAAAUUAAUUGGAUUUCCAUUGUAUGAUAUAAAAAUAUAUAAUAUUUAUAAGUGGAAAAUGCAUAGUUCUAUUGCUUCAACAUUUGUUGAUAAAAAGACUAAACGUAUUAUUCUUUUAGGAGAUUCUGCACAUAAAUUACCUCCAUCUGGAGGAUUUGGUUUGAAUUUAGGAAUAGGAGAUGUUAUUAAUAUAACAUGGAAAAUAAUUAGAAUUUUUAAUUUAAAAAAAAAGUCCUUUUUAGAUAAUAUAGAAAAAAUAAAAGAAUUAAAAAAUUUGUCAAGAAAAAAUACAAAUAAUUUAUCUUAUAUUAUAAAUGAAAUUACAAAAAUGAAUUUUUCCAUGAAUAUAAUGAGUACUGAAGAGAAAAAAAAAAUUGAUAAUUAUAUAAAUUCUUACAAUAUUGAGAGAAAAUUAGUAGCAAAUUUUACUAUUUACAAUGCUGUUAAAAAUUAUGAAAAAGGGAAUAAUAUACCAAAUGCAUUAGGAUAUAAUAAUAAUUUUCUUAUCAGAUUAAUAAAUAAUUGCAACAAUAAUGUAGUCCAAAAUUCUGUUUUGUUUUAUUAUUUAUUUAAAAAUGCUAAAAAGUUUUUAAAUAUUUUUAAUAAUAUUCCAUACAUAUUUCAAUAUAACCAGAAAAAAAUAGAAAAUUUAUUUAAAAAUCAAGAGAACGUAUUAACUUUGUUGUAUCCUGGUGUGGAUUUCUGCUAUUCUUAUAUAGAUACAAUAGAUGAAAUCAACGAAGAAAAAAUAUAUAAAAAAAGUUCAUGCUUUAAUAAAAAUAAUAUUAAAAGUAAGAUACACAAUGAAAUUAAAAUUAAAAAUUCAAUAGGAAAUAUUCAAAAAGAAGAGGAACAAAAUAUACAAAAUUUUCAUAAUAAUAAUAUAAAUGAAGAAAAUAGUUACGAUUUGUUAAAUAAAAACAAUUUAGAUAAUUUAUCCUUUGAAUCAGAAAAAAACAUAAAAUAUAAAGAUAAUAUAAAUAAUAAUAAUGACCAUUUCACUUUUGAAAAUAUCCAAUCUUGUACAGCAGAGAAAAAUAAGAACCAAAAUAAUUGUUUUAAUUACACAAAUGAUUUUCAAGACAAAAAUAUUUUUGAAGAAAAAAAAGAAAGAGUACCUAAAUUAAAAGUAAGCAAAAAUAUAUAUGAAUAUGAAAUUCCUAGCGUAAAUGGAUCAAAAAUACCCCAUUUUAAUCUUUAUACAUUUGAUCAAAAUCGUAUUUAUAAAUUAUCUACAGUUGAUUUACCUAUAUUUAAUAAUACAAAUUUAUCAAUUUUAGUUAUUUUGUUUGAUAAUAUAAUUUUAAAUAACUUAAUUGAUUAUUUAUCAGUACAUAAUAUAUCACAAGACAAAUUUUCUUUAUGUAUAUGGGAUUCAGAUGUUUUAAUAUAUAAAAGCAACAAAGGUGAAUCUAUUAAUAUUAUAAAAAAGGAAGAUAUUAAAAAGAUAGACAAAACAAUUUAUAGUAAUAAAAUAGUUGUUAGUGAUAAUUUUUUACUCAACCAAAAAAAAAAAUAUCACAUGGGAGAUGCUUCAAAAAUAAAGCAUAUUCAAAUGAAUGCAACGAAUUAUAACGUUAGUUAUGUUUUCACAUCAAAAAUAAUAAAAGAUAUGUUUUUAAAUGUUUUAAAUUUAAAAUCAAAGGAUUCUUACGUAAUUUUAAGGCCAGAUAGGCAUAUUAUAUCAGCGGGAGAUCAUGAUUUAUUUGAUUGCAUUAAGUUAAUAAAUAAAAUAUACAUAUAA